GAAAGUGUCUUCAAGCUUCAGAGAGGUCUUAAGCUAUGGCGGCUGAGAAUUCUUCAAACGCCAUUGACGUUGAUACGAGUCUCGAUUCUGAUUCAAAACCUAACCGUGACGCUAAUGAUGUGACUAAUCAUGACUCUUCGAAAGCAUUGGUAAUCCCUUCUCCCGCCGUUUGUCUUGUACGUUUCGCCGGAGAUGCUGCUAGUGGCGCCUUCAUGGGCUCUAUAUUUGGCUAUGGUUCUGGAUUGUUUAAGAAGAAAGGGUUUAAAGGAUCAUUUGUGGAUGCGGGUCAGUCUGCAAAGACUUUUGCGGUUUUAUCUGGAGUACAUAGUUUGGUUGUUUGCCUUCUGAAGCAAAUACGAGGGAAAGAUGAUGCCAUUAAUGUUGGAGUUGCUGGAUGCUGUACUGGCCUUGCUCUUAGUUUCCCCGGUGCGCCUCAAGCAAUGCUACAGAGUUGUCUUACUUUUGGUGCCUUCUCCUUCAUCCUUGAAGGGCUCAACAAAAGGCAAACGGCUUUGGCUCACUCUGUCUCGUUGAGACACCAAACCAGAAGUAUCCAACAUGAUUUACCUCUGCUCUCGUUGGCUCUCCCAACUUGCGUUCUAAGGCUUGAUACCCAGACUAGUGGAUGGGACAAAUCUAUGCAUAAGCUUUUUAAAGGCAUUCAUGAUGUAACAUACACAAUCGACGCGACGAGAGGAUUAGCUUAUCUCUCCGGAAAAAUCAGCCCUGAGAUUAUUCUGAGGAUUCGUAAAGCUAAGAAACAUGCUCAAUUAAUCCACAUGGAUUAUGGUCACGUUACUCCUCCUCCUCACGCCAAUUCUCUAAAUCUGCCGCCACCGUGGCCACAAUUAUCGCCGAUGUAUCAAUCGCCGUCGGCGCCACCGUAUAUGAACUACCAACAAUUUCCGUAUACUGAACAACAGCCUCAGUAUAUGAACUACCAACAAUUUCCGUAUACUGAACAACAGCCUCCUGUGACGUAUCCGUAUUAUUAUUAUCCUUAUUACGUACCGGAAAUGUUGUAUUCUCCGCCGCCGCAGAUACCGACGCGAGACGGGGUUACCGGCGAGCCACAGUGUCGGAUUCUGUGAAGAGAAUUUGGUUUGAAACGGCGUCGUUUGAGAGUUUUUCCACAGUUUCGACGCAGCGUAGUAGUAUUACAA
Messenger RNA from Arabidopsis arenosa, 1163 nucleotides. NCBI's taxonomy places the organism in Eukaryota, Viridiplantae, Streptophyta, Magnoliopsida, Brassicales, Brassicaceae. The record is from the annotation of a GenBank genome assembly.